This is a messenger RNA of Trachymyrmex septentrionalis, 1485 nucleotides long. RefSeq names its product CD2 antigen cytoplasmic tail-binding protein 2 homolog (gene holn1). NCBI's taxonomy places the organism in Eukaryota, Metazoa, Arthropoda, Insecta, Hymenoptera, Formicidae. Bases 346 to 1422 code for a protein of 358 amino acids. Gene Ontology annotation, cellular component: U5 snRNP. The record is from RefSeq and is a predicted model, not a curated record. Gene Ontology annotation, molecular function: protein binding. The transcript has 6 exons.
UAGCAGAUAGAACAGGAGAGAGUGAGUAAAAUGGAAGUUCCAUCUGAUUGUUGUACUAAGUAAUGCUGUUUUGAAGAUUUUACUUAUGAUCCUGACAUAUAAAUGUCACGCGAAUCAUAAUUGUAAAUAAAAAAAUGUUUGUAAACGAGCUUUGUCAAGUAAAAUUUUUAUAACGGAUAAAAUAAUCGACCUUUGGAAAUUACGACGCAAUAUAAUCUGAAUAUAAACUAACCUCUUGACAUCAAGCCACCUCAAAACACGAAGGAAUUUUCUACAGCACGAAAAAGUUUACUUCUGAAAAAUAAGCUUAUCUUUGAUAAAAAAAAUCAGUGACAUAAAGAAACCAUGUCAAAACGUAAAUUUGACGAUAUGGAAAAUGCUGAUAAACAACCACUUAAGAAUUCAUUGGACUCCGAUGAAGAUGACGACGAAGUAAAUGAAGAUACCUAUAAUAUUAUGAAUGAAGAUGAAUUUGAAGGUACAGAAGAUGGACCCUCGGCACCAGAAGCAAAUGUAGGAUUUACAGCAUUUAAUAUGAAAGAAGAGUUGGAAGAAGGUCAUUUUGAUAAAGAUGGCCAUUACCUUUGGAAGAAAGAGAAGCAAGUUAGGGAUAACUGGCUGGACAAUAUUGAUUGGGUUCAGGUUAAACCUGGUUCCACCGCUAAUGUACAAAAAAGUACCAAGUCCAGCAAAAGUCAUGGAUUGGGAGAUAGCGAUAGUGACGAUGAGGGAGAUAUUAUGUUUGAUCCUAUUCCGUUGUAUAAACAAAUUUUAGAAUAUCUUAAACCUGGUGAAACUGUUUCAAAGACAUUAUGCAGACUUGGUAAACGCAAUAGAGCAUAUGUUCAAAUUAUUACAAAUAAUAAUGUUAAUUGUCCCAAUCCAGGUAAAGGGAAAAAGAAAUUGACUACAGCUGAAAGGUGGAAAAAGAAAAAGGAAUCUAAAACAGGUAAAGAAGAGGAAGAUCCAAAUUCUAUUAACAUAAUAAAGUUAACAGAGCUGGCAAAUGAAUUAUUAACACGCACUGGUAAUAUGAACAUAUAUCAAGAAAGUUAUGAACAAAUAAAAAAGAAGAUUGAACAAGCAGAUAAACAUGCACACCCUUCGAAACAAGAAGCAGAGCUAGAUAUGUAUGCUGAUGAUUUUGAUGAAAAGGAGAAGGCAAAACUAGAUGACACUGAUAAUGGAAAGACAGCGGAAACAAGCAAUGCAGAAGAAAAUACGUCUCUAGAAGAAGAUGUAACGUGGGAUUUGAAAUGGUCACAAGAUGAAAAUGCAGAGAUACAUGGACCUCAUACUAGUCAGCAAAUGCAUGUGUGGGCAAAAGAGGGUUAUUUCAAAAAGGGUGCUUGGGUCAGAAGAACCGGACAACAAAAUCAAUUUUAUAAUGCCGCUAGAGUAGAUUUUGAACUUUAUCUGUGACAUUUUUGUCUAAUACAAAAAUGUGAAUAAAUAAAUAUAAAAAUUGUCUGAAUAUCAAAUUAU